Molecule: messenger RNA, 1765 nt
Organism: Danaus plexippus (monarch butterfly)
Lineage: Eukaryota; Metazoa; Arthropoda; Insecta; Lepidoptera; Nymphalidae
Product: protein Wnt-11b-2-like
Exons: 7
Coding region: 282-1685 (467 amino acids)
Biological process (GO): cell fate commitment; neuron differentiation; multicellular organism development
Cellular component (GO): extracellular region
Molecular function (GO): frizzled binding; cytokine activity
Source: RefSeq, a predicted model, not a curated record
GGGCAGCGAGGCGGGCGGGCGUCUGGCUGACCACUGGCCGGUCAUCGUGACGGCGGCGCUCGCACGCGUGCUCGGUGCUCCACGACCGCGAUCUCUCUUUGGAGAGGGAAUGUGAACUCGUCACUCGGAGUUUACGUCGCGUCACAACUCCGCCACUAACCAUCGCAGCACCGUGUUUGUCAAUCGCUGCACGAUUUUCCCGCCAAAUAUUACGCGGUUAUUUUUUUUCGUUCUUAAAUUAAAUUCGAAUCAGAAAAAUAAAAGUUUAUCCUGUCUCUGUGAUGCGUUUUUCUGUCGUGAUUCUUAUUUUUAUAUUUGUGUUUUUACCAAAAUCAACAAAAGGGAUUCGAUGGCUAGCGCUGCACGAAAGCGUUGGCAACUGGUCGGAGAGCGACUGUAGCGAGGCGCGUCGUAGCGGCUGGUUGUACGGGGUGCAGGCGCGUGUGUGCCGCCGGCAGCCGGCCGCCAUGCCGCAUGUCGCCGCUGCUGCACGACUCGCUCGAGCGGCGUGUCUCGCAGCACACGCUGGCGAGAGAUGGAACUGCUCCUCCAUUGAACUGGCUCCCAAGUACACCCCUGAUUUACUUACAGGAACUAGGGAGCAAGCUUACGUGUACGCGAUGUCUGCUGCGGCUCUGUCAUGGUCGGUAGCGAGGGCGUGUGCUGCGGGCGCUCUGGCCGCCUGCUCGUGUGCGGCGCCGCCCCGAGCACCACCGCGACCUCCCAGACAAGCCGCUCCCACGGAACCCCAUGCUAGAUUCAAGUGGGGAGGAUGCGGAGAUAAUUUUCAGUGGGCCGAAAGAUUCGCGAAACAAUUUUUGGACGCUCACGAAAUUGAUGUCAGAGACGGAAGAGUAGAAGAGGAGACAGCGGAGCUGGAACCGACCACGGAACGAACGACUACGACUAGCACAGAACCGACAACAGCUCCUCCGGUGGUGAUCCUCGUGGAUGACCAGCCGGCGGCGGGUAACACCAGUGUGGCUCCCAGGAGAAAGGGACGGCGAGGAAGGAAACGACUGCCUCGCUCGCCGAGACGAGGACGGCCCACCAGAAAAAGGUUCAGAUCUAGAUACGACUACGAGGAGGAUAAGGAAAUACAAUACCGAAACAUCGAAUAUCGCAUGGCGGCGGACGACCCGCGGUUCGACCCGCAAGUGGACCUGAACACUCGACUCCAGUACUUACGACCUCUCAUCGCCUCGGCAAAUCUCAUCAACAACCGCUUCGGCAGAAAGGUGGUGUCACAAGGGAUGCGUACAAAGUGCACGUGUCACGGUGUGUCUGGUUCGUGUUCAGUCCGCACCUGUUGGCGCUCCUUGUCGUCUUUGUCUCGCGCCGCGGCCGCCUUGUCGCAGCAGUCCGCCCGCGCUUCCGUGCUUCCCGCACAUUCGUCUCCCCGCCGCGCUCACCGGCCUCGGCGCGCGGCUCGUCUCAGAUACGUCACCCCCAGCCCGGACUACUGCGAGCCAGACCCGGCCGCCGGCUCGCUUGGGACGCAUGGAAGACGGUGUAACGCUACCCUGGGGGCGAGCGCGGGCGGGUGUGGUCGCCUGUGCUGCGGUCGCGGUAGACGCGCGCUGCGCUCGUCGCGACUGGAGCGCUGCCGUUGCCGCUACCACUGGUGCUGCCGUGUGGACUGUCAGCUGUGCCGCGUCACCACCGAAGACCACUACUGCAACUGAAACUUUAUAAACCAACCCAAUCUAGAUAUUUCUUUCGUAGCUUCUGAGAUUAUAAUAAAAAUGUAAUUCACUGAAGAGUU